UGCUGCAGGACUCUCUCUGCGAGGCAGGACUCUGCAAGGAAAGGCUUGCAGAGUGUUGCAGCGAGGCGAUUGGCCGGCGUGAGGGCCAAUAGUCUGCAGAGCUGAGUGUUAUUUGAACUCUCCUCAGACAGAACAGUAAAACCAGACAACAUCAUCUGACUUUUCUAAAAUUAUUCCCUGGUAAGGUUCAGUUUUUAUUUGCUCCUGAGACUCAAAAAAAAAAGGAGCAGUGGACAUAAUUUAUAUAUAUUUUCCUUGUCUAUAAAGAAUGAGGAUCUACCGUUUGUGGACGUCUUUGGGAGUCUGUUGAUGCACCUGUUGACAGAGGACAAACCCUUAGUGUUUAAGAAUGGACAAAUUUGCAGCGAUGAAGACUGACGAUGCUCAGUUUUGUUUGGACAACUACAGAAGAGUUGAAGACAGGACCGGGCCGAACUGUGAAGACUCACCUCAGACGAGCUUAACAGAUGGACAGAGCCCAGACAUGCAGCAGGCCGAGAAAAUCUCUGCCAUGAAGUACAGAAGAUGCAGCUCCCCCAGGUCUCGUCUCGGUGGGGUGAAAGCUCGUCACAAAAGGCAGGUGCUCCAGGACAUGGCUCGGCCGCUGAAACAUUGGCUGUACAAGCACCGGGACAACCCUUACCCAACAAAAACCGAGAAGGUUCUUCUCGCUCUGGGUUCACACAUGACACUAGUGCAGGUUUCCAACUGGUUUGCAAACGCCCGGCGAAGGCUGAAGAACACGGUGAGGCAGCCAGACCUGAGCUGGGCGCUGAGGAUCAAGCUCUACAAUAAAUACAUCCAGGGAAAUGCUGAGAGGCUGAGUGUGUGCAGUGACGAUACAAACUCGGACGACGAAGAGUGCACCCUACCGACUCCAACGGCCCAAUCAAACUUUGGCGGCUCGUCUUACCGCCGAAGCCUGCUUGAGAAACAGGCCAGCGUCCUCGCCGGGGCAGACUUCUCCAACGAAGACGACGGCACGUCUCCUCCGUCCAAGUACAAGAGUAGCUUGCUGAACCGCUACCUGAACGACACCCUGCGACACAUGAUGGCGGCAAAGGCUGACGCCAUUGCCUCCGCUCAUGGGAAGAGAUGCCUUUCCCAAUCGUUCAGCUCCAACGAAUGCGAUCGAGAUGUUGUCUCGCCGGAUUCUUCCUCCGAAGCAGAGGCCAACUUCAUCUACAGCACGGAUACAACUGACAACACUUCAGUUAAAAGUUGCAGGGGCCAGCUGCGGAGCCGAAACCCACCGAGAAAAGACGGCCAGGGCUGGAGGGAGAUCCACGCCGCCGUGGCUCUCACCAGCCUGGCCCAGGGCAAGGCGGCUCAGAGCGCCGGCCCGGCACCCGGCGCCGCCACGGGGCAGAGCCGCGCCGCGGAGCCCUCCUCCGCAGCGAAGGCCAGCCUCACGGGCAGGCUGUGCGUGACGGGAGCCGUGUCGGCCCUCAAGCAGAGCGCGGGGACCGCCCUCACCAGCCGCAUCAUCCAGAAAUCGUCUCAUAUCUCCGAGGUCCAGACUGUCAAAGCCCCCCUGGCAAACACCGGGUAGGCACUGGACGCCGUGUUCCACUCGCCGCCAGCCAAAGUGCCUCGUAGUGUACACGGUGUGCAGGCCUGAUGUUUUACACCUUUAACACAUUUCUAAUUAUGUUAUAUACUGUAACAUCUAAUUAGUACCCCGAAGAGUGAAUCCAAUUAAUGUCUGCUUGCUUUGCUACGCCCUACAUGACCUUCGUUUUUCCAUAACUUAUAAGAACUGUCCAGACACCGGAGAAUCCUCCCGUGAUGAAGUUGUACAGCAGCCGUUUGAAUAAAGCCAAUGUGAAAGCGCCUGGCCUGCCUUUUUUUUUUCUCCUUCUGCUUUAAAUCAUUACUUUACAGGGGCUGAGACGACCUAAUUAUGUUCCACGGAGCUGUACUUAGUGGUAGGUUUCAUGUGCUUUAUGGUCUUUCAUUUUGAAAAUGCACCGUGGAAAAAGAAAAACAAAAAAGAUGGCACACCAAGAGGAGUCCGAACACGGAACACAGAGGUCAGGGAGAAUCAACUGGGAUAAAAAUGGGCAGACACUGGCUGCUGUUGUUCUUCGUUGUUUUCGCCAGUAGUGACAUCCGGGCUGUUGAUCACGUGACUCGUGUGACGCGACAAAAAAAAAAAAAGUGUCUCCAUUGCAGUUUUGCGAAAUUCCUCGCUUGUAAUCAGAGUCAAUAAGGGUUGUGACUUCUGUAAUUUAGCUAUUUCUUACUGAAAUUUCCCACUUUAUGCUUCCUUUGAUAUUUUCUCAUGUUUUCCUCUUUUAUUUCAGUGUUUUAAAUCUGCAGGACUGUUUAAUAGCAACUAUAUCCAAAUUUAAUUUCCUUUGACUAAAAUUCGGAACUUGCAAAAACCAGAUGAUUUAUGGAUGGACUGAUAGAUUAAUGAACGAUGGACAGAUAGAGUGAUGCUCCGAAAGUUGGACUGAUUGGUUUAUGGACGGAUCUACGCUUUAAAUUCGGAUGGGCAGAGAAAUUGACAGACUGGCACGUUAUUGUGUUAUGGAAAAACUGACAAAUAGACGGAAAGAUCAAUAAACAGAUGCAUGGUUUAAAGUCUCUCCGUCCAAUAAUUUUCAGAAAAAGUAAUGAAUGUCUGGAUUAAUGGAUAGAUAUCACUUUUAGACAGUGGGAUAAGGAAAAGAGUCUGGAAAUACAUUUUUUCAAACUCAGUUUUAUCUAUUCCUAUCCCAGCUUGGAAAACACUGCCAUACUUUCCCAGGCUGCAUUGGAAACAUUAAAGCCAUGUUACUUUUCCACUGCUGCAAGUAUUUCUGAAUUAUUGUUGUUUUUAGUCAUUUUAUCUUGGAUUUUCAACAUGUGCUACUUUUGCUCUGCAGACUUUUUUUUGGGGGGUGGGGCGUUGGGGUGAAUUAUUAUUUUUUCCAAGAAAUAUUUUCAUUCUUACAUCCAGUCGUCAACAACGUGCUACGCCAGCUAUCAAACAGCAAACACACAAUUAUUGGAGCCGAGAGAUCCCAUCUUCAGGUUUCUAUUUAUUUAAGUUCAAAACAAAUCAAAUGCUACUCGACUGCAGCUCUUAGUGUUAAGGCAGGUCUCAGAUCGACGUGUGACAGUACAUGACUCAAAAGCACAACCAAGCAACAGUAAAAAAAAAAAA
Molecule: messenger RNA, 3154 nt
Organism: Xiphophorus hellerii (green swordtail)
Lineage: Eukaryota; Metazoa; Chordata; Actinopteri; Cyprinodontiformes; Poeciliidae
Product: homeobox protein Mohawk-like
Exons: 6
Coding region: 350-1552 (400 amino acids)
Biological process (GO): regulation of transcription by RNA polymerase II; muscle organ development; cell development
Cellular component (GO): nucleus
Molecular function (GO): DNA-binding transcription factor activity, RNA polymerase II-specific; RNA polymerase II cis-regulatory region sequence-specific DNA binding
Source: RefSeq, a predicted model, not a curated record